Molecule: messenger RNA, 756 nt
Organism: Aspergillus mulundensis
Lineage: Eukaryota; Fungi; Ascomycota; Eurotiomycetes; Eurotiales; Aspergillaceae
Product: type 1 glutamine amidotransferase
Exons: 3
Coding region: 1-756 (251 amino acids)
Cellular component (GO): nucleus; cytosol
Source: RefSeq, a predicted model, not a curated record
AUGCCCCGCACCCUCCGCAUCGCCGUCCUGGAAUGCGACACCCCUCCCGAAAACAGCAACGCCAAAUACGGCGGGUAUGUCGGCGUCUUCAAGACGCUCCUGCACAGCAGCGUCCAGGAACUCCACAAGCCAAACGAAGUCGAUCCGUCUUCUGUCCUGGAGAUCUCGCGCUUCGACGUCGUGACCGCGCAGGAGUAUCCGGAUCUGGAGAAUGUGGAUGCGGUUUUGUUGACGGGGUCGAAACACAACUCCUUCGAAGACCACCCGUGGAUUCUGAAGCUCGUUGAGUUCACUAAGAGGGCGGUUGAGCACCCGCGCGUCAAGAUAUUGGGUAUUUGCUUUGGACACCAGAUUCUCGGACGGGCAUUGGGCGUUGAGGUUGGACGGAAUAGUGCGGGGUGGGAGAUUGCCGUCUGUGAUGUUGAUUUGACGGAGAAAGGGAGGGAAUUGUUUGGGGUGGAUACACUCAAAAUCCAACAGAUGCACCGCGAUAUCGUGUUUGCGUAUCCCGACGGUGUGACACCGCUUGGUAGCUCGCCUAGGUGCGAAGUCCAGGGCAUGUACAAGGCGCGCAAGUUCAUUACGGUGCAGGGUCACCCAGAGUUCAAGGAGGACAUUGUCUCCGAGGCGGUGAACUUGCGGGCUGCGGCGGGCGUCUUCGAUAAGGAGCAGGCUGAGGAUGCGUUGGCUAGAGCCGCGAUGCCGCAUGAUGGACUUGCGAUUGGAGUGGCCUUUGUGAAGUUCUUGUUAGAGUAG